Molecule: messenger RNA, 1743 nt
Organism: Anthonomus grandis grandis
Lineage: Eukaryota; Metazoa; Arthropoda; Insecta; Coleoptera; Curculionidae
Gene: UQCR-C1
Product: mitochondrial-processing peptidase subunit beta
Exons: 11
Coding region: 100-1530 (476 amino acids)
Cellular component (GO): mitochondrion
Molecular function (GO): metalloendopeptidase activity; metal ion binding
Source: RefSeq, a predicted model, not a curated record
CGAUAUGUAAUCCCAUCUCUUUACUUGACAACUGUUGACAUUUCCAUGUAAAUUGUAAUUCCUGUCAUUUGUCAUUGCUAGCCAGUCCGGAAAAGAAAAAUGGCGUCUAUCCUAAAAUUGUCUAAGUCCGCAGCAAAAUUAACAAAAAAUAGCAAUUUAACUAAGGCAUUAAGGCAAGCUUCUGGCGUCGCCGCUGCGGAAUCUAGACAAGUGUCUUUAAAUGUACCACCAACUAAAGUUACCACCCUCAGCAAUGGGAUAAGGGUUGCAACAGAGGACUGGGGCUCUCAAACGGCCACAGUUGGUAUUUGGAUUGAUGCUGGCAGCAGAUAUGAAAAUGCCAAAAAUAAUGGAGUUGCCCAUUUCAUGGAACAUAUGGCUUUUAAGGGAACAAACAAAAGGACUCAAAGCCAACUUGAACUUGAAAUUGAAGACCUUGGGGCACAGCUUAAUGCUUACACUAGCAGAGAGCAAACUGUUUACUAUUCCAAAUGCUUAUCCAAGGAUGUACCAAAGGCCAUUGAAAUCUUGGCUGACAUUGUCCAAAAUGCCAAACUGGGUGAGGCAGAAAUUGAAAGAGAAAGGGGAGUUAUCUUAAGAGAAAUGCAAGAAGUUGAAUCCAAUUUACAAGAGGUCGUAUUUGACCAUUUACAUGCUAUUGCUUACCAAGGAACGCCUUUGGCCAACACAAUUCUUGGACCUACUGCCAAUAUUCGUUCAAUUAACAACCUUGACUUGAGAAACUAUUUGGACAAUCACUACAAGGCAAGCAGGAUUGUUGUUGCCGGAGCUGGCGGUGUAGCACAUGAGGAUCUGGUUAAAUUAGCUGAGUGCAACUUGGGAGGACUAAACAAUACCUACACAGGGGAAGUCCCAAAACUCACUCCAUGCCGUUUCACCGGCUCAGAAAUUCGUGUCCGUGAUGACACUUUACCUUUGGCUCAUGUAGCUCUUGCUGUUGAAGGUGCCGGAUGGGCUGAUCCAGACACUUUGACUUUAAUGGUUGCCUCUACGCUUUUAGGGGCUUGGGACAGGUCCCAGGCUUCUGCAAAACAGAAUGCUACCAACUUGGCAAGAGUAAGUGCCGAAGAAGAUUUGUGUCACUCAUACCAAAGCUUCAAUACUUGCUAUAAGGACACUGGACUGUGGGGUAUCUACUUUGUCUCUGACCCCCUGAAAAUCGAUGAUAUGGUCUUUAAUAUUCAGGAAGAAUUUAUGAGACUUUGUAUCAGCGUUACCGAGGGGGAAGUUGAAAGGGCCAAGUCUCUCUUGACUGCCAACACACUUUUGCAAUUAGACACAUCUACUGCUGUGUGUGAAGACAUUGGUCGUCAACUAUUGUGCUAUGGAAGGAGGUUGCCUCCUCAUGAACUUACACACAGAAUAAACAGCAUUACUGCCAGAAAUGUCAGGGAUGUUAUGUACAAAUAUUUGUACGACAGGUGUCCAGCUGUAGCAGCUGUGGGUCCAGUGGAAAACUUACCGGACUACAACAGGAUCCGCUCUGCUAUGUACUGGAUUAGGGUCUAAAUAUUCUUAAAUAAAUUAAUAAUUCUUUACUAUAACAAUUCAUUAUUUAUUGUUUUUGUGAUCCAAGGAAUUUUACGCCGUUUUUGUUUAGUGUUUCCAAAUUUAGAGCACUAUUAGUGGCAGUACUGCAAACAUAAAAAAUUUCGAAGUGUUUCAAAUUUUAUGUAAAUAUCUUAAAGUUGAUUUUUAAAUUAAAAUACACAUUUAUUUGUA